Alligator sinensis (Chinese alligator) is the source of this 3698-nucleotide messenger RNA. It is a transcript of the gene WDR44, whose product is annotated as WD repeat domain 44. The annotation marks the transcript as partial. The transcript has 20 exons. Gene Ontology annotation, molecular function: protein binding. NCBI's taxonomy places the organism in Eukaryota, Metazoa, Chordata, Crocodylia, Alligatoridae. The record is from RefSeq and is a predicted model, not a curated record.
GCUAGGACCCGAUCAUGGUCACCGACAAAAGUUGGGUCCCAUAUAUUAAAGGAUACAGACAGCAGUAUACACAAAGUCGAAAAUGAUGUCUUAAUACAAGAAGUGAAACAAGAUGACUCUAAAGAGAUUAUUGACAGUAUUAUAGAAGAAAGCCAAAAGGUACAACAGCUAGAUGAUGAUCAUUUGGUUUCCAAAGGAAAAGAACUAAAUCAAACUUCAGAUACGAGCACUUGGAUUUCUGGAGCAGAUAUCCUUAGUAAUAUACCAGAACUAUUAGCUGCAAAAAAUGCGUUACAAGAAGAUACUCAAGAGCCUGUGGAUCAGAGCGAGUGUAAGGAAACUGAACUUGAAUCCGGGAAACUUUUGCUUUCUUCUGAUCAUCCCUUUGAGCAACAAGAAGGUGAAACCACUAAUAAACUCGCAGAAAUAAUAAACUCAGCUGAAGAACUUAAAAAUGCUGAAACAGAAACAGCAGAAGAACUAUCUCAAAAUGAGGAAAUAACUGAAGUAAAACAGACAGAUACUUUAGAACAGGUGGCUUCAGAUUGCUUACCUACCAAAGAUCUUGCUACAACAGAAGAAUUGCCUCCAGCCAAACCCCGCAGGCAGCUUACUGUAGAACCUGACAUAGUUGCUAGCACGAAGAAACCAGUUCCAGCACGGCCCCCACCACCAGCAAAUGUUCCUCCUCCAAGACCACCACCACCAGCACGGCCUGCUCCACCCCCACGGAAGAAAAAGAGUGAACUGGACUUUGAGGUGCAAAAAUCAUCUGGUUUAGAUGUUUCUAGAGAGAAUUUUACAACUGGUGGUCUGUUAGCUCCAAGUACAGGGGCAGAGUGCAUGACCAAAGAUUCCCAGCCUUCUUUGGAUCUGGCAAGUGCAACUAGUGGAGAUAAAAUAGUUACUGCACAGGAAAAUGGGAAAGCAGGCGAUGGAGAAACAAUUACAAAUGAAGUGCUUGGACCACAGCGACCCAGAUCUAAUUCGGGAAGAGAACUCACGGACGAGGAAAUUCUCGCCAGUGUAAUGAUAAAGAACCUUGAUACAGGUGAAGAAAUACCUUUGAGCUUGGCAGAAGAAAAGUUGCCCACAGGCAUUAAUCCCCUGACUUUACAUAUCAUGAGGAGAACUAAGGAAUAUGUCAGUAAUGAUGCUGCACAAUCUGAUGACGAGGACAAAAUGCAGGCACAGCAAGCUGACACUGAUGGAGGAAGGUUGAAGCAAAAAACGACUCAGCUGAAAAAGUUCUUGGGCAAAUCAGUGAAAAGGGCAAAACAUCUUGCUGAAGAAUAUGGUGAACGUGCUGUAAAUAAAGUUAAAAGUGUCCGAGAUGAAGUUUUCCAUACUGAUCAAGAUGAUCCCUCUUCAAGUGAUGAUGAAGGAAUGCCAUACACUAGACCUGUUAAAUUCAAAGCAGCACAUGGCUUCAAGGGUCCUUACGAUUUUGAACAAAUAAAAGUAGUUCAGGAUCUCAGUGGGGAACAUAUGGGUGCUGUUUGGACAAUGAAAUUUUCUCACUGUGGCCGAUUACUUGCAUCGGGAGGGCAGGAUAAUGUAGUGAGAAUAUGGGUUUUAAAAAACGCUUUUGAUUAUUUCAACAACAUGCGAAUGAAAUACAAUACAGAAGGUCGUGUGUCCCCCUCUCCAUCCCAAGAGAGCCUGAAUUCUUCAAAGUCUGAUACUGAUGCAGGGGUUUGCAGCGGAACUGAUGAAGAUCCCGAUGAUAAAAAUGCACCCUUUAGGCAGCGGCCGUUUUGCAAAUACAAAGGACAUACAGCAGAUCUACUGGAUCUCUCGUGGUCUAAGAAUUACUUCUUGCUCUCCUCUUCCAUGGACAAAACAGUCAGAUUAUGGCACAUCUCCAGAAGAGAGUGUCUCUGCUGCUUCCAGCACAUAGACUUUGUCACUGCGAUAGCUUUCCAUCCAAGGGAUGAUCGGUACUUCUUAAGUGGCUCGCUGGAUGGGAAACUCCGACUUUGGAACAUUCCUGACAAAAAAGUAGCAUUAUGGAACGAAGUGGAUGGGCAGACAAAAUUAAUCACGGCUGCAAACUUCUGUCAGAACGGCAAAUACGCAGUGAUUGGCACAUACGACGGUAGAUGCAUCUUCUACGACACGGAGCACUUGAAGUACCACACGCAGAUACAUGUGCGUUCUACCAGAGGGCGGAACAGAGUUGGAAGAAAAAUUACCGGGAUUGAACCCUUGCCUGGAGAAAAUAAGAUACUAGUGACCUCAAAUGAUUCCAGGAUCAGACUCUACGAUUUAAGAGAUUUGUCCUUAUCCAUGAAAUACAAAGGUUACGUCAACAGCAGCAGCCAAAUCAAAGCCAGUUUCAGCCACGAUUUCACCUACAUUGUAAGUGGCUCAGAAGAUAAAUAUGUUUAUAUCUGGAGCACGUAUCAUGACUUAAGCAAGUUUACUUCAGUCAGAAGAGACCGUAAUGACUUCUGGGAAGGCAUCAAAGCUCACAACGCAGUCGUCACAUCAGCAAUUUUUGCUCCUAACCCCAGUUUGAUGGUAUUGCUGGAAACUUCGGAAAAACAAGAAGCUGAAAGUACGGGAGAUGAUCCUGAAACGUCUGACACCAUCCCGUCUGGUGCUUUGAAGACGGAUCACACAGAAGUGCUUCUAUCAGCUGACUUCACUGGAGCAAUCAAAGUCUUCAUUAACAGGAAGAAAAAUGUAUCUUAAUUAUUUAUUACUGACAGCAUUCAAGUAUGGUACCCUGAGGAAAAUUCCAUAGGUGAUGUGGAUGGAAGCAAAGUAUCUAUAACAAUGUCACUUGCUGAUUUAUUUUUAAAUCUUUAUUUUAAAGCUACUCAGUUAUUGGACCUCUUGGAAACCAGUGUUGACCUAUUAACACCUGGGCUUGUAGAAUAGAAAGGAAUGUGUAAGAAUAACCUUGCCCAACAAUAGGCUCUACAUUUUCUAAAUACUGUCGUUUUGCUAAAUGAUCGUGAACAUGCACAGGUUUCUGCACGAAAAUAUAUUAACAUUCACACGUGUGUGUGCCUUUUUGGUUACAUGCACUACCUGGAACGUCGAUUAUCAAGAGGCAGAUUAGUGGUGCUUGUGGCGCCUGGACAGUGGGGAGAAGGGGAUAAUAAAGACAUGAUCUAGCUUCAAACGAAAAUGCAGUCUCUUUGCACAAAAUUCCAUUUCUAAGGAAAGUGAUAUAUUUUGGAGUUGUGGUAGUUAUUGCUCAGACUAUUUAAGUUAUGCAAGUUUCUGAUGGAUCAGCGACCACGUGUAAACAUUUUUAUAAAUUUCUCAACUUCAGGACAUGAAUUUUUGUUGUCUUUUAAUUGUUGUGAACUCCCGAUUCCUGCCUUUAUAUGUGUUGUUUUGUUUUGGUUUUGGGCUUUUUGCACACUUGAGCACAAUUUCUAUGUAAAGAAUUCUGUCUCAUUCCUGAUCUGUGGGCACCAGGCUACGUUCACCGAGGUGGGGGGAAAGAUGAAGCUGCAUUAGAAACAAUUCUUAUAUUUUACAACGAUGUAAAAUAAACUGUUUACAUUUUUUUAAACAUUGUAGUUUAAAAUGUUUUAAGUUGUCUUUUUGUUUAGAGCUACUGAAUUUGAACGUCUUUGUAAAUAUUCAUAUAACGUACCUAUGAAAUAACGUUCUGGGCAACAGAGCCCAUGAAAUGUUAUUGAUGGUCAAGGAUGUAUCAUUAAAAUAGGUCACAAACA